CUACGUGUUCGGGCUGGUAUCCUUAACUUACAAGCAUCACGGGGAGAGGACGGGGAAAAAAGGGACAUUAGCCCUUUUCAUUAUCCGCCAUUAACGCCAACAUCGACCCAUCGAAGGUCUGUCAACUUGUUUUUUGUAAGACAUCAUUAUUUUUGUCCGAUGAAAUACAUAUUUGAAGUUGAGAGAGACGAGAGGAGGUGAUUGUCGGAUAUCUGAUAGGAUUUCUACUUUGCUAUUUUUUCUUCCACGCGCGGAUUAAGCAAACAGGUUUUUGACAAAAGUGUGGAAAAGUUGCAACUUCCAAGGAUCUUUAUGUUGGGAAUCAAAGAAGGUUCUUGAGCAAAGAAAAAGAGAAGUCAUCUUGAGAAUGGCGCUUAAGGCCAGGGUGUUGUACGACUUCAGCUCGGAGAACCAAGGGGAGAUCUCCAUUAGUGAGAACGAGAUGGUCACCCUGUUUAGUGAGGAAGAGCUGGAGGGCUGGUUGGAGGGGGAGAACAGUAGGGGGGAUGUUGGCCUCUUCCCAGCCUCCUAUGUGGAGAUCAUUAGGGAUCACAUCACCUCCAACAACAACAAUGGUUUCUCCUCUCCUAAAGUUGUCACCCCCACUCAUGUCACCUAUUCUCAGAAAGGACCCGAAGCAGGAAGUUUUGGCAGCGGGGGAGGCAGCUUCCAUACCAGCCAGGGCAGCGAUGACGACUGGGACGACGAAUGGGAUGACACUUCUCCAGCAACGGACACCCCCAGGGGACUGGGUACCUCACCGCAUUCCUUGUACCCUGUGACCACCUCCCUUCCGGGCAGACGCAGCAGCUCGCAGCAACCUCAGGCGAAGAGCUCAGCAACGGUGGGAAGGAACCUUAACAGGUUCUCCACCUUUGUCAAGUCUGGAGGUGAGGCCUUCUUGCUCGGGGAGGCGGCCGCUUUUGUUAGAGAUGGGGACAAGAUCUGUGUGGCAAUGGGCAAGCACGGACCCGAGUGGCAGGAGGACCCGUACCCCUUCACCUGCAACAUUGAUGACCCCACCAAGCAGACUAAGUUCAAAGGCAUGAAGAGCUACAUGUCUUACGGCCUGACCCCGACACACACCAACGUUCAAGUCAACCGUAGGUACAAACAUUUCGACUGGCUCUACGCUCGGCUGGUGGAGCGCUUUCCUGUCAUCUCGGUGCCACAUCUCCCAGAGAAACAGGCAACUGGGCGCUUUGAGGAGGACUUUAUUUCUAAGCGAAGGAAAGGCCUCAUCUGGUGGAUGAAUCACAUGACCAGCCACCCUGUGCUGGCCCGCUGCGACGUCUUUCAGCAUUUCCUCACAUGUGGGGCAGAUGAGAAGGCCUGGAAACAGGGCAAGAGGAAAGCAGAGAGGGAUGAGUUGGUCGGGGCAAAUUUCUUCCUCACGAUCAGCACGCCGGCUGUCCCACUUGACCUUCAGGAAGUGGAGAGCAAGAUCGAAGGCUUCAAGACCUUCACUAAGAAGAUGGACGAGAACAUUGUGCUCGUCAACACCACUAUCAAUGAAUUUGCACGCAAGCAGAUGUCAGGAUUCAAGAAAGAGUACCAGAAAGUGGGACAAUCCUUCAAACUCCUCUCACAGGCAUUCGAGAUGGAUCAGCAGGUCUUCUCGGCAGGUCUGAACAAGGCCAUCGCGUAUACUGGUGAUGCCUAUGAGGCCAUAGGACAGUGUUUUGCAGACCAACCACGUCACGACCUGGAUCCCAUUUCUGAUCUGCUGGAUCUCUACAGAGGACACCUGGCCAACUUUCCUGACAUCAUCCAUGUGCAGAAAGGUGCGCUGACCAAGGUGAGAGAUUGUCCCACGCUGGGGGGCGAGCUCCACGACCGCUGCAACAUCAUCUCAUGCGCCACAUUGGCCGAGAUCCAGCAUUUCCACCGCACGCGGGUCAGAGAUUUCAGAGGGCAGAUGCAGCACCACCUACGACAGCAGAUCGGAUUCUUCCAAAAAAUCACUGCCAAGCUGGAGGAUGCGCUCCAGAGGUAUGACAGCGAGCAGUAAAAUGAGAGCGGUGGAAUAGACUGGAGAGCAGAUGGGGUGACGGAUGAGCUCAUCCUGCGGAAAUGGAGCAUCAUUGACCGCACGUAGAGACUUUUGACAUGGAUUAUAAUGGGAAAAACAUUAUUAAAUAAGGCAUGUACAUGUGGAGACAUUAGAACAAAUGUGAUUUUCUCAAUGCUCGCAGUGCAUUACACAACUCAGCAAGACUAGAAAUUAAUAUAAUGGGUGGGGCUCUAUGGAUGGGUUUCAGCCUUUACGUUGUAUUCAUUAAGCAUUCAUCAAUCUAAUGACUGAAUAAGUGUUCAUUCUACAUCUUGCUCACCAAUUGAUUGUUUGGAGAAUGACGCAAAAACUACAAAAAAAGUUUCAAAAUUGUUUCUAACUUUUGUUAAAAUUUCAACUUCUGCUCUGCUAAGAACUUGUGAAAAAACUGAACAUGGGGUUGACUCCAGCAGGAAGAACAGAAUGGAAAUGAUGGUUAUUUGUAUGUUGUGUUAAGAAGCAGCUCUACAACUUUAAUGAACAUCAUAGAUCUGAAUAAGAACCAUUUUAACAGAGUGUCUCAUCCAUUCGGUGUAAGUCAGGGGUGUCCAAACUUCUACCAGCCAAGACCGAAAACUGAAAAAUUAAAUAAUUAUUUUGUACAUUAAAGAUGCUAAAACCAAGCCAAUAUAUGUUAAGCGUAGCUGUGAAGGAAACAUUGAUAUCAUAGCGUUUGUGUUGUAGGUGGCGAGGUAAAUAGGUCUAAGUGAAUAUCUAAUAUUUAUUAUUGAUAAUUAAUUAAUGUCAUAUUCAGCAUAUGCCAAGGGACACUAACACUCCACUUUGGACACCCCUAGUGUAAGUUUUUCAUUGCAAUGUUUCAGUAAAAUAUUCCGUUUGUUCUAAAUAACUGAUAUUAUUAUUGAUGCUUCUCACUUUAGUUUUGUUGAAUAUUGUUAUUUUCACAAUGCUAUGAAUAAACCCAUUGAUGUUUUGUUUAAA
Molecule: messenger RNA, 2995 nt
Organism: Nerophis ophidion (straightnose pipefish)
Lineage: Eukaryota; Metazoa; Chordata; Actinopteri; Syngnathiformes; Syngnathidae
Product: sorting nexin-18-like
Exons: 4
Coding region: 368-2011 (547 amino acids)
Biological process (GO): endosomal transport; endocytosis; cleavage furrow formation
Cellular component (GO): plasma membrane; cytoplasmic vesicle
Molecular function (GO): phosphatidylinositol binding; protein binding
Source: RefSeq, a predicted model, not a curated record